ACCCUCCUAAACCCCAGUUGACAUUUACUCUCCCACUCCCAGACUCCUACUCGCCGAGCCCAAACCCAAAAUGUUCCUCCUCCAGCGGCGUUGCGCCUCCGCGCUCUCCGCACCCUUCCAGCUCCGCCGCUACACCCAAUCCGCCGCAGCCGCUCUCGUCGACGACGAUUCCAACCCGGAGUCCUUCCCCCGACCCGAACUGAAAUACGACGAGACCAUCCUUGCCGUCCCGCGCUUAACCUCCUGCAAAAGCAUCGCCGCCAAAGAGCAGAAGGCCGGCCCCGUCCCCGACAUCAUCUUCGAGCAAGAGGACGGCCAGCACGGCGGCAAUAAACGACUCAUCUCCUUCCGCACGAACCAGAUCCGCAAGCUCCUCAAUCAUCUCGGCCGCUCUUUCUUCCUCUCUCGCCUCUUCCACCUCGAGGUCCGCUCCGACUUCGAUGCAGACGACGUCGUUGAGAAAGUCCGCGUUUUACCGCGCUUGAUUCAUCUACACUCGAGCACCGAUGCUCCGCUUAAUGUGACCUUCAUAAGGGCCCCUUCAAAUGCUUUGUUGAAAGUCGAAAUUCCUCUUGUAUUCAGAGGAGAUGAUAUCUCUCCUGGAUUGAAGAAAGGUAACAACAACCUUCAAAAUUUCGCAAUCUAUCUCAAGAAUUUGUGUUCAGUUCAGUGGGAGUUUAAGAUUAUAGCUAAGAAGGUUAUAGAAUUUCCAGAUCGAUUAGAGGAUAAAAAGUAG
Rosa chinensis is the source of this 736-nucleotide messenger RNA. RefSeq names its product 50S ribosomal protein L25. Bases 71 to 736 code for a protein of 221 amino acids. Gene Ontology annotation, molecular function: 5S rRNA binding. Lineage: Eukaryota; Viridiplantae; Streptophyta; Magnoliopsida; Rosales; Rosaceae. Gene Ontology annotation, cellular component: cytosolic large ribosomal subunit. Gene Ontology annotation, biological process: translation. The transcript is spliced from 2 exons. The record is from RefSeq and is a predicted model, not a curated record.